This is a messenger RNA of Fusarium sp. VM40, 606 nucleotides long. Lineage: Eukaryota; Fungi; Ascomycota; Sordariomycetes; Hypocreales; Nectriaceae. The record is from the annotation of a GenBank genome assembly.
AUGGCCGAGGUAGCGAAGACGGUAGCUCGCCAAUUGCCCGGCUUCAAGCUGGGACAGAAGCAGAUUUUCCUGCCCAACCAUGUAAUCACCUUUCUUCGAAAAGAGCAUCUCCCACCAAACGAGGCCACCUUCCAAGUCCCUCUGCGAUUCACAAAAUUCGAUCUUCGAGAUUAUCUCUGGAAUUUAUACGAUGUCGAGGUCACAAAGGUCCGAUCUUAUGUCAAGCAGCAGCCCUUGACCCAACGCAACUCGCACUCGCGCUCAUGGUACCGCCCUAAGCCCCUCAAAGUUAUGACCGUCGAACUGGCAAAGCCUUUCCAAUGGCCCGAGCUUCCCGAGGAUACUUCGCCAUGGAGCAACCAGCUGUGGAAGAUGCGUGAGGAGAUGUUGGAGAAGCGAAAUGAACAGCACAUUCAGCAGCAGCGAUUCAAGAUUCCCCUCAAGAGCAAGGAGCCUAUGUCCAAGGAGAGACAGGAGCUAUCCGAUUUGGCAAAGAAGCUAGUGUCAGGAGAGGAGAAAUGGACCAACGAUGUUAUUCUGGAUCCUAAAUGGGAGAAGAUUCUGGGCAAUGGGGAAAAGGCGAAGAAGGUUACGACCGAGGCAUAG